GGCUGCUGAUGAAGCAUCUAUUUAACAUACCAUUAGCACUCUUCAGGUAAACUAGAUUAGCUAUGGCGGAGGGAUUCAAACAAGUGGAGUCAAUCGACUCAAUCCCUCAUCACCCCAAAACCACGUCCACAAGUGGAUCAAACUAAUUCAUCAUCUACUCGUUUUGACCAUAGACCAACAUCUCUCAGAUUACCUUGAUCUAUAUAUAGCACAGAAUCCAAAGUUCAUAAUGCCAUCCAUGGAUCCCAACGACAUCAACAUUGUCGCUCAUUUCCUCGCCUUCGACCAAAUCGCCUCACCUUCCCCUCCGUCAGAUGCAGCAGAUGUCCUCGUCCUCUGCGUCUCCGCCAUCCUCCCCAUAGCAGAGAAAGUCUUCACGCAUUUCGAGAAUAACCCAACAGCAAUCAAAACUCUGGUCCUCUGCGGCGGAAUCGGCCAUUCCACGCCUCAUCUCUACGAAGCUAUCGCCAACGAUCCACGCUACGCGCAUCUCCUCCCGGAGAUUGACGGACUACCAGAAGCACAGGUCCUUCAUCGCGUUUUCACGCGGUGUUUUGAUGCACCGAGGAUCCUGAGCUCAUGUCGUGUCCUGAUUGAAGACCGCUCGACGAACUGCGGCGCUAAUGCAGUUGAAACGAAGAGGGUUCUUGAGGAGAACGGCAUUCAUCCCCGGAGUAUGCUAAUUGUGCAGGAUCCGACCAUGUCUCGGCGGACGGUGGCGUCGUUUGAGAAGGCCUUUUCUGGUGGGGGAACCCUGCGGUUUACCAGCUGGCCGACUUUCGUGCCUAAAUUUAGGCUUGAAGGAGGGAAGCUGGUGUAUGAUGAGUCUGUUGGGAUUGACGCGUGGCGGUUGUGGAGGUUACCGCGGUUCCUGGGCCUGGUUAUGGGGGAGAUUCCACGACUUAGAGAUGAUGAGGAAGGGUAUGGUCCCAAAGGAAAAGGGUUCAUUGUGCAUGUUGAUGUUCCAGAUGAAGUAGAGGAAGCGUGGAGGAGAAUUAAGGAUGUGGAGAUGGAAUGGGAGAGACGGUAAUUGUGGGUUGAUGUCUGGGAUAUAAGACAAGUUGAUGUCUUGCGUCUGAAGGCAUCUUUGCCUGUGUUUCAGUUGGACUGCAAAAUCGAACUGUGGUAUGAGAGACUGG
Molecule: messenger RNA, 1139 nt
Organism: Aspergillus novofumigatus IBT 16806
Lineage: Eukaryota; Fungi; Ascomycota; Eurotiomycetes; Eurotiales; Aspergillaceae
Product: YdcF family protein
Exons: 1
Coding region: 230-1030 (266 amino acids)
Cellular component (GO): plasma membrane
Source: RefSeq, a predicted model, not a curated record